Rhea pennata is the source of this 4672-nucleotide messenger RNA. RefSeq names its product bisphosphoglycerate mutase (gene BPGM). Lineage: Eukaryota; Metazoa; Chordata; Aves; Rheiformes; Rheidae. The transcript is spliced from 7 exons. Gene Ontology annotation, biological process: glycolytic process. The record is from RefSeq and is a predicted model, not a curated record. Gene Ontology annotation, molecular function: intramolecular phosphotransferase activity. The coding region runs from base 755 to 1534 and encodes 259 amino acids.
GGGAAUCCCGCCGCGGCGCUCCCCGCCCCCGGGGGUCUCCCGCCGGGGGCAGGUGGCUCCCGGCCCUCGCCGAGCUGGCAAAGGUCUCGCUUUGGGGGAAUGAAAGGGCUUGUAUUUCAGUCCCGGCUUGUUCAAGAGUCUCUCAAUCUGCUCAUGUUUGAAGUUGGGAGAUUCCAAUGGCUUUGACCAGACCAGCAUCCACCAGCUCUUCCAUGGCCUAACAGAAAGGGCAGCAAAGUCAUCAUCAGCAAUAAAAACAAACUCCACCAACUACACUUUUCCUGGGACACGUACUGUGCAGAUUACUUUAUCCCAGGAUGCCCAGAGCCUAGUCUUCCUCACAGAGCAGAGGGAUACCCCUUUGGCAGGACCAUGAGCCUGGCUGCUGGAACAAGCACUCAGUGCCACCACAGACACCAUAGGACUUUCCUCCUCAACUGCAUGUUAGCAGUCGAGACUGUCCCCCUGCGGGACAUGAUGCAGCAGUGCUGGUGGUGCUGCCACAGCAGGAAAGAUGAAAUCCCACAGCAGCUGCGUCAUGGCCUUGGCUCGAGCACGCUGGCAUUUAGGAGGAAGAACCACAGACAACAAGAAAGAACAAGAAAAAUAACUAGCCAAGAGUGUGCGGUGACCUCUGUGUAGACCAGCUCUUGAGUCUAUGCUGGGAUUUGUGGAUGUUGCUCAGUUGCCUUAGGAAAGAUGCAUUGUUACUAGAUGCCAGACCAAUCUUCAUCUAUGCCAAGCUGCAACUAAAAUGGCAAAGUACAAGCUUAUUCUCUUAAGACAUGGAGAAGGAGCCUGGAACAAGGAGAAUCGCUUCUGCAGCUGGGUGGACCAGAAGUUGAGUAGUAAUGGGAUAAAAGAAGCUCAGAACUGUGGCAAACACCUUAAAGCACUAGGCUUUGAGUUUGAUCUUGUUUUUACCUCUAUAUUGAGCCGUUCCAUCCAGACUGCAUGGCUGGUACUAGAAGAGAUGGGUCAAGAGUGGGUCCCCAUUCAGAGUUCCUGGCGGCUGAAUGAACGUCACUACGGUGCGUUGAUUGGUCUCAACAGAGCAGAAAUGGCUCUGAAUCAUGGAGAAGAGCAAGUGAAGAUAUGGAGGAGAAGCUAUGAUGUUACCCCACCUCCCAUAACGGAAUCUCAUCCAUACUAUGAAGAGAUAUACAAUGAUCGUAGGUAUAAAUGCUGUGAUGUCUCUCAGGAUAAUCUCCCAAAAGCUGAAAGCUUAAAAGAUGUGCUUGAUAGACUUCUUCCUUAUUGGAAUGAAAAGAUAGUGCCGGAACUGAAAAGUGGCAAAAUGAUCCUCAUAUCUGCCCAUGGCAAUAGCAGCAGGGCACUACUCAAACAUCUGGAAGGCAUCUCCGAUGAGGACAUCAUCAAUGUUACUCUCCCCACUGGUGUGCCCAUACUUCUUGAACUCGAUGAGAAUCUGCACCCUUUGGGCCCUCACCGCUUUCUGGGUGAUCAAGAAGCUAUCCAAGCUGCUAUCAAAAAAGUGGAAGAUCAAGGGAAAGUUAAAUCUGCUGAGAAGUAAAAUCCCACUGACCAACAUAAUGCUCCUUUCUGAAGUGUGUGGUAAUAAGUAAUGCUUUAUGUGUGAGUGGUAGGUUGCGCUGUGCAAAAGUCUCAAUUUCAAGCACUAAAUAAGUGGAACAGUUGCUGAGUCUUGGUUGAUAGAUUAACCCUCUGCCUUUCAGAAACUGGAAUUCAAAUCUCAGUGUGAGAUUAUGGAUAUUGAAAAAAGAUUCCAGUUCAGGCAAUGGAAGCUUGCAGGGCAGUCUGUCCCAGAUCUUGGCUUGAGGGAGGCCUGAAAGGAAUAAUGGAAUAUGUUAAAGCCCUCUACAAAUAAGCAGUCCUGAUCUGUUGAGGGGAAAAGCUUGUACUGCACAACACCAGCUCCCUGGACUAAUUAAGUCCUAAUGUUACAGGCACUAAAUUUUCUCACUGACAACAUGGCAUCAGAUAGGAGUUACUCCAGUGAUUCUUGUAUGUCAUUGACCGUGACUGUUGUGUUCUUGAUAGUGUCUUCUGCCUUUCAGAAUACCUUCAGCUAUACAACUCUUUCCCUCUUCUCUUUGUUAUUUUAAGUCUUUAAAGCCUGCUUGUGGUUCACCAGAGAAUUUUGCAGAAAUGUUCAGACUGUUGUAGUUACCCUAGUUGUCUUUUGUUAUAUGGUGCUCCUGUUCUAGGUAUCUAGGAGGUACCCUUCUUUCUCCACCAUCUUUGCAAACCCUAGCAUGGCUGCAUUUUCUGGCUUGCGGUAAUGGGAUUUCACUCAGACUUUAGUCUACAAACUAAGAACAAAAGUUUCCUGCUCAACAUGUAAAUUAUCACUUAGCCUGAGUGACCUGAAGAGCUACCAAACAUUUAAAUAACAUGUGCUGUAGGCCUGAUCAUCUCUUAAAGUUGUUGGAAGCGUUCCUGAUGACCUCAGUAAAACUGGACGUAUUAAAACUCCCCUCUGAUCAUUCCUCAGUGGCAGUGAACUCUUUAUAAAUCUGUGCCGCAGUAAUACUACUGUGGCACUUUCUAUAGCAGUUUCUUUGGAGGGCAGUAAUAGAGAUACGUAAUGCCUGUAAGGUGUUACUGUGUGCAGUUCAUAUCGCCAUCAUGCUAGCAGGAGAGAGUAUUGUCUGAAAGUGUCCUAUAAAGCUCUAAUCACAAUCAUAGCUAUAUUCCUGCCAAGGGCAGUCUUGCUGCUUUUGCAUUAAACUUGAAUAGUAUGCACUGUGGUUGGAUAUAGUGUGUGUGGUGGUUUGAUUUCCUCUUUGUUUAUGUGCACAAACAUAAGGAAAUUCCCACUUUUGAAGACCUGCUCUAAUUUUACUUGCAAAUGUAAAGCCAUUGUAACUUAAACUUGGAAUGUGACCAAGUAUCCAAAUGUGAGCAUCCGAAUUUUGACCUCAGUUAAAAAUAUGGCUGGCACUUGCUUAUACAGUAUUCAAGAGCUGAAUGUGUUCUCAAUGUGGCCCAGCUACAGAUCCCAUGAGAAGUUUAUGAGAAUUCCUGUGGUAUAAUAGUGGUUUUUUUUCCUUUUUUUUCCUUUUUUUUUCCUUAAAUCCCAGGGUGGCUGCAUCUUUGCAGUGAGCAGCUCUGUAGCUCUCCAAGUGCAACAGGAUGGCUUUUGUUUUGAUAAUGCAUUAUGCUUCUAACAGUGUCCCUGCUAUAUGGAGGGAUCCUUUCUAGGCCUGAUGCCAGCUCACAUUAGGGUAACACAUAUUCCAUAAAAGACCUCUUGCUGGUUGGUAGUUUCUCUUGCACGAGCAAUGCCUGGCCUUUUCUUGGGUUUUGUUUUUGUAGUCUCUACAGUAGGAACAAAGAUACAUUUUUCUUUAAAAACAUAAUGCUGAUAGAUUUCCCCUUUCCUUGUACAAGCAAGGAUAAAUCAGGUUUUUAUUUCUAAAGAAAUACAGUCAGCAUCCCCUUCCCAACUAUCUCUAACACUGAUUAGCUUAUUGCUUUCAGUUCCCUUUCCACCCCCACUAUUUUCUGUGAUAGAGUAACUUUUAAUCUUAGUUGAUAUUCUACACUUCAGAGUUAUUCUGAUUAGAAAAUGUUCAUCUGCCCAUGCCAUAAGGAGGACCGUCAUCACUCAGUUGAUUUAUUUUUUAUUUUUUUUCCCACCCAGUCAUUGAAUAAUGUGUGAAAUUUAGUACUAAGUAAAAAUUACUUUAGAUCCGUCAACAAGGCAAAGCCACCAGCCAUCAUUGGGAAUGGCAUGUAUCAGGAUGUGUUGGCUUAUAAGCCCUUAAAGGUAUUAGCUGUCAAUGUUUGUAUUUCUUUGGCAUUGUGGUAUUAUAAUGUAAGGCAGCCUCGUUACAGGGGACUUUUGAUGCAGCUGGAAAAUAUUUGGAAACAAACAUAGCUGAACUGGGAGAUCCUCUUUAACAGAAAGAGAGGAGAGGGCCUUGAAUGCCUGAUCUCUUCAGGCAAAAAUGGAAAGGUGGGUGAGCGGAGUGUUAAGAACUGUUAAUAUAUCUUCCUACAACUGAAUAGAUGGAAUUGAUUAAAAAGAGCCUUUCAAUAGGAGUGGAAAAGUAAAGAGAACAGCAGUGUGAAUUUCAGGUGGCACAGUUUCUGCUGUUUUUCUUGAGGUAGGAGUGGUGAUAGUGUCCUAGGAAGCUGGACUUCGAUAGCUUUGUGACUCCAAAGUGAUGACAAAAUGGUUUGUACAGGAUUUUGUAUCUGCAUCUGGUAGCAAUAUCAUGUCACAAGUAUAAAUUGAAACCAGCUAGGGAUUUCGUUGUGCCCUUUAAUAGGGUUACUUUAACACCUUGCAGUGCUGGCUGCUGAACAGCCUUAUAAUUAAAUUUUUCAUUCAUAAAAGGGACAUCUAUAUUGGAGAACAGAAGCCAGCUUUCAUCAGCAGUGGCAUAAGGACCAGAUCUUCAGGCUUGGUUGCAUUAUAGUAGGGAAACAAAUGAGAAGCUUGCAGGGUUGCUUUGUAAAUCAGCAGCUGGAAAACAUUUUUCUCCAUGGUUGCGAGUAUGCCUCAAGUCCUAUAAGCUAACCAGUGUCUUUACAGUCGAUGUCACAGAUGUGUUUGAUUUGGUUUGUUUAUGUAUUUGUAACUUGUAUUAGCAAUAAUAGUUCUGCAAUCCUUUUGAAAACACUGUAAAUAUGGUGGAGCUGGCAGGUUCUUUACAAUUCAAUAAAUUCACCUGAAAUAGAA